Molecule: messenger RNA, 911 nt
Organism: Nomascus leucogenys (northern white-cheeked gibbon)
Lineage: Eukaryota; Metazoa; Chordata; Mammalia; Primates; Hylobatidae
Gene: TSSK3
Product: testis specific serine kinase 3
Exons: 1
Coding region: 120-839 (239 amino acids)
Biological process (GO): intracellular signal transduction; protein phosphorylation; cellular response to glucose starvation
Molecular function (GO): ATP binding; protein serine/threonine kinase activity
Source: RefSeq, a predicted model, not a curated record
AUAAUAGAAGUGAACAUUCUUUGCAAAGUCCAAGCAGCUAGACACAUUUAAGACCAUUAAGGGAGCCAGGAAAUAAGACCCAGACAAGGUGGGCAGAAGUUGGAAGGCAGGAGACAGGCAUGAGGAGGUGGGCCUUUCUGAUCUGCCAGCCCAUCUCUCCUCCCCUUACUUCCUCAGAGUUUAUCCAGAGAUUCCUGCCUCGGGAGCUCCAAAUUGUCCGUACCCUGGACCACAAGAACAUCAUCCAGGUGUAUGAGAUGCUGGAGUCUGCCGACGGGAAAGUCUGCCUGGUGAUGGAGCUGGCUGAGGGAGGGGAUGUCUUUGACUGCGUGCUGAAUGGGGGGCCACUGCCUGAAAGCCAGGCCAAGGCCCUCUUCCGUCAGAUGGUUGAGGCCAUCCGCUACUGCCAUGGCUGUGGUGUGGCCCACCGGGACCUCAAGUGCGAGAACGCCUUGUUGCAGGGCUUCAACCUGAAGCUGACUGACUUUGGCUUUGCCAAGGUGUUGCCCAAGUCACGCCGGGAGCUGAGCCAGACCUUCUGUGGCAGUACAGCCUAUGCUGCCCCCGAGGUGCUGCAGGGUAUUCCCCACGAUAGCAAGAAAGGUGAUGUCUGGAGCAUGGGUGUGGUCCUGUAUGUCAUGCUCUGUGCCAGCCUACCUUUUGACGACACAGACAUCCCUAAGAUGCUGUGGCAGCAGCAGAAGGGGGUGUCCUUCCCCACUCAUCUGAGCAUCUCGGCCGAUUGCCAGGACCUGCUCAAGAGGCUCCUGGAACCCGACAUGACCCUCCGGCCUUCAAUUGAAGAAGUUCGUUGGCAUCCAUGGCUAGCAAGCACUUGAUAAAAGCAAUGAUGGCAAGUGCUCCCCAAUAAAGUAGGGGGAGAAAGCAAACCCAAAAACCCGCUUCUAAAA